Dentiscutata erythropus is the source of this 1016-nucleotide messenger RNA. Lineage: Eukaryota; Fungi; Glomeromycota; Glomeromycetes; Diversisporales; Gigasporaceae. The record is from the annotation of a GenBank genome assembly.
CUGUAUUGGGUUAUUUAUCUAAACAUAAUAUUUCUUUACCAAGUGAUGCAAUCACUUGUAUACCACUCGAAGGUGAAGGAACGAUAGAAACUCGUGAAAAGUUAUUACAUAAAAAUUUAUUAUAUAACAAGACUUGGUGUGAAGCUCUGUCUUUGGCUGAUGUCGUAUUUGUUGCAACUCAUUCUCAAGGCACUCCUGUUGGUACUAUCCUCCUUUCAAGACUUAUUAAAGAAGGUCUUGUGAAUCCUAAGCGACAACGUAUAUGUUUUUUGGCUAUGGCUGGAAUUUCUCAUGGUCCGUUUCCAUAUUUAAAAGAUCAUUACAUAAUAAGGUACUUUGUUGGUAGAAAUCCUGAUGCUGAUGCUACUAGAGAGCUUUUUGAAUUUAUGGAUUCUGAAAGUGCUGUCGCUAAAAAAUACCGUCAAGCUCUUAAUAUUGUGAUUCAGAAAGGCGUAAAAUUGGUGUAUGUUGCUUCGAUGGAUGAUCAAGUUGUACCACUUUAUUCUGGGAUAUUUACCGGAGUAGAUCAUCCGUCGAUAAUGCGUGCAGUUUAUGUUGAUGGUCCAUUAUAUCAAGAAAAUGAUUUCUUGAUAAAUCUAAUUAUAUUCGCUGUAAAAUUACGAAAUGCUGGUAUAUUGGAUCAUGGACUAAUUACUCAAUUGAGUGAGGUUAUUAUAGGUUCAUUGUAUGGUGAAGGUCAUUCAACUUUAUAUAAUGAAAUUGAUGUUUACACACUUGCUGUACAGUAUCUUUUUGAAGUACCAUCAUUGAGAACAAGUGAAGCAAAGAUUAACAAAUUUCAAGCACAACCAAAAUCUAAUCCAUAUUUUUUACCUUGGUCAGUUCGCGGUAUUUUGGAAGACAAAAAUGUAACAAGAAAUCCAUUUUUAGUAAAUGAGGUUACCAGAUUAAAGAAAUUAUAUGAAGAUUGGGAUCCUCCUUCAAAAGUAUUAAAAGAAUUAAAGUUUCGAUUAGAACCUUUUCGUGAUUCUAUUUUAGGAAGGUGGAAACUAUAA